AUGUUUAUUUUAUUCUUCUAUUCCUUAAAUCCAAAUUUAUGUCUUUUUAGGCACGGGAAUAUGUCGGGUCUGAAGGAACGUCCUGUAUACAAAGAAAUUAAACGCUUCCGCAGCCGUCAAGCAUUUCUCUAUUGGUGGAAGGAUAAUGAAGACGUUGGUUGGAGAAUCAAUUCUCGCAAUCCUAGUCGUGAAGGUACUGUUGAAUAUUGGAAAUGCGCGUUCAAACAGGACAAAGUUUUUGCGUGCUUGGCCAGUUUGCGCAUCGUUUUUGGACGUCAUGAUCGCUUUGUUACUGUUGCUCGCAAUAUUAUGCGUCCACAUUGUCACACACAAAUACGUGGAUUGAAGGGUGAGGAAGAAGAACGUAUCUUCCAAGAGGUGGCGGCUUUUCCUAUGCAAACAGCGGAAAUCCUUCGCUUCCCUUCACAACCAGCAGGAACGGAAGGACUUCCUGAAAACCCUACAGCCGAUUCCGCACUUCCCACUGCAAUCGCGAUUGAGAUGGAUGGCCCGUCAACAUCAGCGACCAAUCAGCCUCAGACGGGAAUGUUGCUUGGAGCGCCAUUUGCUGGACCCUCGGGAGCGUCAUAA
Molecule: messenger RNA, 591 nt
Organism: Meloidogyne enterolobii
Lineage: Eukaryota; Metazoa; Nematoda; Chromadorea; Rhabditida; Meloidogynidae
Source: the annotation of a GenBank genome assembly